Dromaius novaehollandiae (emu) is the source of this 875-nucleotide messenger RNA. RefSeq names its product neurogenin 3 (gene NEUROG3). NCBI's taxonomy places the organism in Eukaryota, Metazoa, Chordata, Aves, Casuariiformes, Dromaiidae. The transcript has a single exon. Gene Ontology annotation, molecular function: E-box binding; protein dimerization activity; DNA-binding transcription factor activity, RNA polymerase II-specific. Gene Ontology annotation, cellular component: nucleus. Bases 1 to 507 code for a protein of 168 amino acids. Gene Ontology annotation, biological process: sensory organ development; positive regulation of transcription by RNA polymerase II; axon development. The record is from RefSeq and is a predicted model, not a curated record.
AUGGCCCCGCAGGGCGACCGCGCCGCGGGCGAAGCGCAGCCCUACUUCGGCGGCGCGGACGAGGCCACCUCCGCGGCCGCCGGAGGGUCGCCGGGCGCGGGCAGCGGCGGCGGCUCGCCGGCCCCGCGGGAGGCGGCGCGCAGGAAGGGCAAGGCGCGGCGGGGCCGCGGCCAGGCGCGCAGCGAGGGGCUGCUCAGCAAGCAGAAGAGGAGCCGGCGCAUGAAGGCCAACGACCGGGAGCGCAACCGCAUGCACCACCUCAACUCGGCGCUGGACGCGCUGCGCAGCGUGCUGCCCACCUUCCCCGACGACGCCAAGCUCACCAAGAUCGAGACGCUGCGCUUCGCCCACAACUACAUCUGGGCGCUCACGCAGAGCCUGCGCCUGGCCGAGCAGGGCCUGCCCGAGCCCCCGCCGCCGCCCGCCGCCGCCUCCCCCGGGCCCUGGGGCUCCCCCCGCGCCGCCGCGCCGCCCGCGCCGCCCGCCGCCUUCCCCGCCCUGCUCUGAGCCCGCUCCGCCGCCCGGGGAGGCGGCGGGGAGGGGGGACGCCCCACUCGCCCCCCACCCCCGCGCACUUUGCGCCGGAGCCCCUGGCCGGGGGGGGGGAGGGGGGGCGAUGCGCCCCGCCGCCCCGUCGCGCGUGGCUGCAGCGCAGCGGCAGCUGCCAGGCAGAAACAAAUCACGGUUUUGUACUCGGAAACGGUAAAUUAUAUUAAUUUGUCGCUAUCGGUAUUUAUUGACCAUAUUUCGUAACAGAUAUAUAUAUUUGUAUAUAAGAGUAUUUGCGGCGGCGGCGGUCGGGGUGGCCGUGCCGGGGAGGGGGCCGCGGGGGUCUCUCUGUUUGCGGCCGCGGAGAAUAAAGUGCGUCGCCGCCA